UCAGCCCAUGAGCACAGUUCUUCACGACGCCUGUCCUCCAUCUCCAUCUCGGUCUAGCCUCGUCUCCGCCUAAUGUGCGGGGCGUGCAAUUGGAGAUGCUAACCGUAAACCUUGCCGCUCCCGAUAGGUGGUGAAUAACCUCUGCGGCGCCUUCCUCGACUUCGACGCCCAAAUGAAAUGAUGCAGACGAAAGAGGAAAAUCCAGUAGCAACUUGUUGUAACAUAUUUGUGUCAGAUUUAUGUGUGUGUGUGUGUACAAGAAAACUACAUUCUGCUAUUCGGAAUUAUUACAUUCAGAGACAAACAGGAUAACUAUGUAUUCCAAGAAGAGGGGAUGCCAACAUCUCAUGUUUAUCAUGGUUCAUUUUUGCUCUUCUGGACCAUUAAAUGAGACCAUGAUAUCAACAUUGAGCUAGUUGAAGAGAUGUUAAUGAGAGAUCACCGCUCCGAUUACCAUCUACUUCAGUAUUCAGAUGAGGAAAGAGGAAGGGAGCAGUUGUUGAUUUAAAGCUUGCAAGCAAAGCAGGGGAAAGAGCGAAGAAAGGGGAAAAGCCAGCAACCAAACAAGCAGCAGCACCAGUGCACCCCAACCCAUGCCUCUCUCUCUCUCUCUCCCCCCCUCCUCCAUAUGCUAUCAAGAUGCCAUAAAGGAGAUUUUGAACUAAAUGUUAGCAGGAGAGUGGAUUAAGAUUUGUAAAGCACGUUGCUGCCUCUCUCUCUCUCUCUCUCUCUCUCUUUCUCUCACUGCGUUGUAUGGCGUGUUUGCAAGAAGUGCAUGUGAGAGAAGCAGGGAGGACAUGAAAAGCCCGCCUUUGCAUGACUGACUGAUUCAUCGGGUUCAAGCGUCUCUCCCUCUCUCUCUUUCUCUCCUGUGUUCUUUUGUUUCCCUACUGUUCGACAUUGAGAAACGUUGGUGAUGAGCAGGCAGAAGAGAAGGGGCUAUUAAGGAAGCAAAGUUUCCGUUGAUUCUUGCCGUCGACUCCGCCACCGUUUCUUCUGCCCGCCUUGUUUUGCUCCUCUCUCGGAAUGGCAGUUCAAGCCCACUACGGAUCCAACAUUUUGCUUCUGAAUAGAAGCGAGCAGGAGAAGAAGGAGAUGGACUACUCUCCCCAGGCCGCGACGCGGGACGGAGCGAAUAAGGAAGCGCGGAAGAGAGGGAGGGAGGCCGCCGGCGUACCAAUGGCGCCGUCGCCGCCGCCGCCGCCGCUGCAGCAGCAGCAUCAGAGCCGCCUUUUAAGCUUCCUCUCGAUGAAACCACAACCUUGUUCGCCGGCACCUGUGAGCAUCGCCGAGCUCCAAAUGCACCCGCCGUCCAAGGUUUCUCUUGGCCUCCGUCUCACCGCAGAAGAGAAGCGACGCCACAGGAGAGAGACGCAAUCCAAUCCCCUUCUCUCCUCCGCUUCCUCUUCCUCUUCCACUGUCUUACAUGAAGAACUUGUCGCACUUGUUAACCAUCAGAGGGACGAAAUCGACACGCUUCUCCUUGCUCAGGAGGAGCAGCUGCGGCGGGCAUUGGCGGAGCGACGGCAGAGGCACUACCGUGCUUUGUUGAAUGCGGCGGAGGAGUCAGCCGCGCGGCGGUUGCGGGAGAAGGAAGCGGAGGUGGGGCGGUUAGCCCGGCGUCGCGGCGAGCUCGAAAACCGCCUCGCCCUCCUCCGGACCGAGACGAUGGCGUGGCAGGCCAAGGCCAUGGCAGACCAGGUGACGGCGGCCGCCCUCAACGCCCAGCUCGAGAAGGCAGCUGCGGCCCCGGAGAGGAAAGAGAUUUCCGGCGAUUCGCCGCCAGCGGAGGACGCCGAGUCGGGCUUCGAGGACCCGGACCGGGUCGAGCGGGAGCGGGCGUGCCGGUCGUGCCAGUGUCGCCGGGCGUCAGUCGUGCUCCUCCCCUGCCGCCACCUCUGCCUCUGCGACGCCUGCGACGCGGCCUCAGACUCAUGCCCGGUUUGCCGCUGUGUCACAACUGGUAGCGUCCGAGUCCUCCUCUCCUAAGCUCCUCCAGGCCAAGCCGUCCCCUCCACCCACGAGCAGCUCCAUCACCAAUCCCUCCAAACUCCGACUCCAAAAGAAGGGAAAAAAA
Musa acuminata subsp. malaccensis (wild Malaysian banana) is the source of this 2077-nucleotide messenger RNA. Lineage: Eukaryota; Viridiplantae; Streptophyta; Magnoliopsida; Zingiberales; Musaceae. The record is from RefSeq and is a predicted model, not a curated record.